Messenger RNA from Saccoglossus kowalevskii, 1425 nucleotides. Its product is annotated as zinc finger matrin-type protein 2-like. Gene Ontology annotation, cellular component: spliceosomal complex; U4/U6 x U5 tri-snRNP complex. Gene Ontology annotation, molecular function: zinc ion binding; nucleic acid binding. Lineage: Eukaryota; Metazoa; Hemichordata; Enteropneusta; Harrimaniidae. Gene Ontology annotation, biological process: mRNA splicing, via spliceosome. The record is from RefSeq and is a predicted model, not a curated record.
UUCAAAAUGGCGGCUCACAGUACGAAACCAGAUGACCAUCGUAAGAAGUGGGACAGAGAUGAGUAUGAACGAAUUGCAAAAGAACGUCUGGAAGCUGAAGAGAGGGAACUGGAAGAUAAUGAGAGUGGCAAAAAAGAACCUCCUGUCCGCCGAGAGUUUCUAAAGCAGCGUGAAUAUAAAGUAGACUUGGAAUCUAAGCUUGGCAAAUCACAAGUAAUAACAAAGACUACGCCAGCCUCACAGCAAGGUGGAUACUACUGCAAUGUAUGUGACUGUGUGGUUAAGGAUUCUAUUAAUUUCCUAGACCACAUCAAUGGAAAGAAACAUCAGCGGAACUUGGGAAUGUCAAUGAGAGUUGAAAGGUCAUCACUGGAUCAGGUUAAAAAACGAUUUGAACUUAAUAAGAAAAAGAUGGAAGAUAAGAAACAAGAAUAUGAUUUUGAACAAAGAAUGACUGAACUGCGAGAGGAAGAAGAAAAACAGAAAGCAUACAGGAAAGAUAAGAGGAAAGAAAGAAAAAGGAAAGCUGCCGAUGAUUUAGAUUUUGAAGUUGAUUCUGAUAUCUCUGCGAUGAUGGGUUUCUCAGGGUUCGGAGGGUCCAAAAAAUAAAACUCUUAUAUGUAAAUACAUUAAAGUUUAACAGCAUUUUACAAAAUACAAGUUUUUUGGUUGGAAGGGAAUCUUGAUGAAAAAAAACAAGUUUUUGUAUUUAUAUUUGUGUAGCUGUAAAACACAUGGUGCAUCAUUUUGUGUAUCAGAUCUAGCACUAAAAUUUGUUAGUCUUUAAUCCUCAUUCUGUGCCAACCCCAUGUACUUUUACAUUGACUUGACCAACGAACCAGCACUACCAUCAGGGUGCUAGCCAGCCACCAGUCCACCCACCAAACGGACUGGCAACUUGGAUUUUGGCCUAGCAACUUUUUCUCAUUUUACUGUUUUUUCCUAUUAUUCUUUUAUAAUUUUACCAAAAUAUAUCCAAAACCAUCUACAGUUUUCAUGAAUUUGUUUUAGACUGGCAGUUGCAAAUUGCUGGCUAAUAGUGUGACUACCAUGUAGGCUUUUUGUACAAUUUGGAUCAGAGACUCAACCAAGAAAGUAUGCAACUAAUUUCUAUUCUUCACACACAGUGUUUGGAAAAAUGGGCAGCUAAUGAAUCAUAGAGCAAAGUAGACUGCAAAUUGGCCUAAAGAAGCCUCUGGUCAUGUUUUGAAAAUGUUGGACAAAGUUGCAUUAUUAGCCAUAUAUAGUACAUGUAGCUACAGGAUAUAUAGAGAAUACUACCCGGUAGAUGUUAAUGAUGGACAGUUACAAAUAAGCUGUAUGUUAUACAUGUAACUACUGGACAUGUACAGAAUACUGUGUAAAUUAUUACACACAUAUAUACUGAUUUAUCACCAAUUUAUUAAAGUUUUUUUGUUUAGAUAA